Molecule: messenger RNA, 1369 nt
Organism: Beta vulgaris subsp. vulgaris (sugar beet)
Lineage: Eukaryota; Viridiplantae; Streptophyta; Magnoliopsida; Caryophyllales; Amaranthaceae
Product: CAAX prenyl protease 2
Exons: 8
Coding region: 201-1091 (296 amino acids)
Biological process (GO): CAAX-box protein processing
Cellular component (GO): endoplasmic reticulum membrane
Molecular function (GO): metalloendopeptidase activity
Source: RefSeq, a predicted model, not a curated record
AGUUAGGGUAGUAGGCUAGUAGCAUUUGCCUAUUUGGUAAAAGAAAACAUAAACAAAGACUCUGGAGGAUAACUCGCAAGUAAAGCUUGACUUGAAAAAUCGAGUGAAGGCACAAACUCACAAUCUUCAAUUCCUUCAAUCAAUCAAACCAAUCGAUUUCUUCGAAUUCUCCAUUCCAAUCAAUUCCUUAAUUUCUUCGCAUGACAACAACAAUGGACGCAGAAGAAGAAAUGUUAUCAACUCCAAGUAUUUCGAAAUCAACUGCAGCAAUUUCUUGCGUCGCCAUGACUUUAGCGUACGUCGCAAUUCUUCAUUCUCCGACGUUGAUCUUCCGCUUUCCUGCGCCUACUUCGUUCAAUCAAUUCAUGAUCAGACGGUUCAUAUGCGCCAUCGCCGCUUCGCUUCUCUGUCUCUUCGUUUCGUCUCUUCUUCUCCUUCCUCAACAGAGCUGGAAAACAGCAUAUCUAUUUACCCUUUAUGGUAUUCAAGCUGACCAUGUUUGGCACGCUGUGGUCUUUCCAUUUACAUUGACUUCUCUUGUGUAUGCGGGGUCCUUGGUCUAUAAGUGUGUGUUAUUAUCAAGCUCAUGGAACGGAGAUGAGAGUGAAGGCAUUCCGCUCAACUGUUUACACAUUGUGCUUCACAAGAUUUAUAGCGUGGUGAUAUCAGUUGCUUCCAACAUUGCAGCUUGGCGUAAUCUUGUUGUGGCGCCAAUUACUGAAGAAUUGGUGUUCCGGGCUUGUAUGAUACCUUUGCUUCUGUGUGGAGGAUUCAAGGCACAAACUGUUGUUCUUCUUUGCCCUGUCUUCUUUAGCUUGGCGCACUUGAACCAUCUCUUGGAGUUUUAUUACCAGAGGAAUUACAGCCUUCAGAGAACCUUCAUGGCUGUCGGUACCCAGCUGGCAUAUACAAUGAUUUUUGGCUCUUAUGCUUCAUUUCUCUUCAUUAGAACAGGGCAUCUUAUUGCUCCAUUAGUUGCACAUAUAGUCUGCAAUUUCAUGGGAUUGCCUGUAGUAUAUGCUCAGAGAAAAGUUUUGCAAUUGCAACUUCUUCUGAACCUCAAUUUUCUACUAUUUGUCUCUCUGUCCUGACGUUACUUCUGAUUAGAUCCUCCCACUCACCAGCCGGACAGGAUCUAAAUGAAAAGCCCCUUUUCACUUCUUCAACUCCAUUUUCUUUAUUUGCCCUUUUAUUUUUACAGAAACUUCUAUUCACUCAAUUUUAUUUUUAGUGCUACUUCAAUAUUUUGUACUUAAUUUAAUUUGGAGCUUUCUUUGUAAAUUGACUGAAUUCAGAGGUUGGGAUUACAGUUAAUUUCUUUUCAUAGGAAAACAUAAAGUUUUAUGAAGGGUGUCUAAAUUACCCCCAA